UGUCACCACCAUGUUAACUGCACUUCCUCGCUCACCGCUUCUUUCUCUUCUCUCUUCACUCACGAUUCUAUUGCCAUUUUCGUUUUAUGCAACGGAAACUGAGUCUAGGGCUGUCUCCGCCGCCAUCGCCGCAUAUUUGUUGUGCUAAUGACUUGACUACUCAGAUCUACCAAGAUACUCUAUUUUGUAGCAUCAAUUGCUGGAAGAAAGCACAAUGUGGACUGAUGAGAAGCACAGCAUAUAUCUUGAACAUUUAGAACUCUCAUUUGUUAAACAGCUGCACCAGUCAAUCAGUUUGCUUGAGAAGUGUUCAGAUCAGGACGAGGGAGAAAGAAGCAUUUCACGAAUAGAUCACAUUAACGACGCGCAGCAUGGUUGUUGCAAAAAGAUCAAGUGCAAUAGGGGUUAUCCUCUUUCCAAUGUUUCAGUUGAUUCUGUUGGUCAUACUGAGAGCCAGCGGUUAUAUCGUAAUAAGCGCAUAGGGAUGAAACGUCCUGCUGCCUCAGCUCGUCAUACUUGUUCUUCACAUCAAAAUUCUGCCGGUACCAGAUACUGUGACUCCGAGAGAGAGGGUACAGGUCAGAAUUUUGUUGAUGAACAACAUGAAUUAAACUCUGAUACUGCGAAAAGAAUGAAGACUUUCUCACCACCGGAUUAGUCAAGAUUGAGUGACGGGGCACAUGUAUUCCCAGUUUCAUUCUAUAUCUUCUUGAUCCAACAAGCAUCAACUAUAGAGAAAUGUCUCAGAAGAUGAGACCUCUAGUCUUGUAGGUUAAUUAUAUUGCGUCGUGAACUGAGGAACCCUUUGAGAUCUUCAUCAAUUCUAGAGAAAUGUCUCAAACAGAUGACAGCUCCAGGUUUGUUUAAGAGUUCUCCGUAAUACUAUGAUAUAUCAUGUACUCCUAUUUGUUUAUUCGAUUAUUGGAUAAGUUUAGAUGUAAAUGUAAGAUGCUAUAUUCUGAUUCUAGCUAGUUGUGAGGUAGUACUCCUACUUACUAGUUCAAGAUUGUGUAUAAUAUGAGUAUAUCUGAAUGCAAGAAGCCAUCUUAUAUA
Molecule: messenger RNA, 1053 nt
Organism: Salvia splendens (bonfire salvia)
Lineage: Eukaryota; Viridiplantae; Streptophyta; Magnoliopsida; Lamiales; Lamiaceae
Product: cold-regulated protein 28-like
Exons: 4
Coding region: 215-658 (147 amino acids)
Biological process (GO): response to cold; regulation of circadian rhythm
Source: RefSeq, a predicted model, not a curated record